GCGUCUGGGGUUUGGAACGGCGGCAUUGAAGACCCGAGCCGUGCAGACGUGAUCCCCACACCAGAUGCUGCGCGACUGCCGCCUCGCCUCGGUCGCAGGCGCAUCUCUCUGCUAUACCUAGCACGUACAGGCACAGAGCGGCUGAUCGGUCACAGAUGCGAGCGUCACGUGCUUUUAGUCGUCUCCUUCCCUAGCUAGCUACCCUGCAUUUCUUCAGAAGGGUUCAUGUUGCAGAGAGACGAUGGCGACGUUGAUCAUCACGGUGGACCCGGAGUGCUGCCGCUGCAGCAGCAAGAUCCAGAAGGUCCUCUGCUAUAUCCAAGAGCGAUGCGAGUUCGUCAUCGAGAAGGUGGUGUACGAGAAGGACAAGGUGAUCGUCUCCGGGCCCUUCGACGCCAACAAGCUCAGCUGCUACCUCUGGUGCAAGGCCGGCAGGAUCAUCAAGAACAUCGAGAUCCCCGAGCCACCGCCGCCGCCUCCUCCUCCUCCUCCUCCUCCUCCUCCUCCUCCUCCUCCGGAGCCCAAGUGCAAGCUGAUAUGCCCGUAUCCUUACCCGUACCCGUGCCCGAAGCCCGGCGCCUGGUCGCCGCCAUGCAGCUGCCCCCCGCCGCACUGCGGGUGCCAGUACAAGCCGCCGUCUCCGCCGCCUCCUCCGCCUCCGCUGCCGAAACAGCCGCCGUGCAAGUACCCGACGUGGUCGUCGUCGUGCUACUGCGGCGGCUACCCACCGUGCGUGCCGCCGACCAUGCCGUGCCCGAUGGUCGUCUGCGAUGACAGCCCGCCCUACGGGACCUGCACCGUCAUGUAACUGCGAACUGCUGGUGAUGCUGCUGCGUGCUGCCUGAUGCAAAUUCAAGCUGAUGACGUAUGUGCCUACGUCCGUGUGCGUGCCUAAUAACUGUGCUGAUGGUGUGCUAUUAACUUGCAAAGUUGCCUGCGCGACUGCUGUCAAAAUCCAAGUGUGUUUUGUAUUAUCCCGACUUUAUCGUAAAUUUGAACUUUACCUUACCUUCGCUCU
This is a messenger RNA of Setaria italica (foxtail millet), 1018 nucleotides long. Its product is annotated as protein PYRICULARIA ORYZAE RESISTANCE 21. Bases 242 to 808 code for a protein of 188 amino acids. The transcript is spliced from 3 exons. The record is from RefSeq and is a predicted model, not a curated record. Lineage: Eukaryota; Viridiplantae; Streptophyta; Magnoliopsida; Poales; Poaceae. Gene Ontology annotation, biological process: regulation of defense response to fungus.